AUGGCGCCGACAGCGCGAGAAGCAUUAAAGAGUACUAGUGAAAUAACCUGCAAAUAUUGCGAAAGAAAAGUUGUGAAUCCCAUAAAAUGUGUAAAGGGCAAUGAGUUAUUCCAUCCAUUCUGUUUAAUCCAGGCCGGAUCCCUUAAAAAAGCUUUAUGUAAACAUGUGGCUGAAGAAUCAGAAGAGGCUGAAUCAUCAAAUAAUGAUGUAAUUUACUUACUCAGGAUAAUAAGAGAACUGGAAGAAAAGAAUGUAUUGUCCAAAAACUCCAAGGCAAACCCUCGCGCUGUGGCUUCAAAUUCAAUCGCUUUAACGAGUAAAAGAGUUAAUUCCAAACGUAAAAGAAAGGAUGAUAUUCUUGAAAAUAUUUGUGGUAGCAGCAUUGAUUCUAAAGAGGAGCCGUGUAUCGAUAGUGAUAAUGAAUAUGAGCCUAAUUUAGAUAGUGAGUCUAGCGAUAAAGAUAUAAAUGAAAAUUUGUUUGAAAAAAUUGAAAGUUGCUCAAACAUUGAACCCGAUUUAAAUAAUAAUAAUAAAGUACAAGUUCAAAAUGCACUAACAUGUGAUUUGUCCCUAAAUUGGAGUAAAACACCUUUUAAUCCUACCAUACAUGCAUUUGACGUUACAGAUUCAGAAGCACAUGUGGAGUCCAUAGGUCAAGUAAUCGUUUCCAAACCAGAAGAAAGACUAUGCUUUCCAUAA
This is a messenger RNA of Brassicogethes aeneus, 699 nucleotides long. The record is from the annotation of a GenBank genome assembly. Lineage: Eukaryota; Metazoa; Arthropoda; Insecta; Coleoptera; Nitidulidae.